Messenger RNA from Rotaria sp. Silwood1, 1232 nucleotides. The record is from the annotation of a GenBank genome assembly. Lineage: Eukaryota; Metazoa; Rotifera; Eurotatoria; Philodinida; Philodinidae.
AUGUGCGAUCCGGUCACAAAUCUUUCAAAGUACACCUUAACCGAUAGCGAGCAUAAUGCUCUAAUUAAUGGAUUAGAUCAUGUGUAUCCACCUGAAAAACUCGAUCAACCACAAUUCGUGUGCAAUAUGGAAUAUUUUUAUGCACGUCUUUUAAAUGUACGAACUGCGUAUCGACACUAUGAACAAAAAUCAGCUACUGAAGUUGUUCGUCAUCAGCUAACAUCAUUACAGCUUAGUGCUGCAUCUGAAUUACGUGAAACUGCAAAUUCUUUUCGCAAAGUUGCUGAAUCUGAACUCAAGAAAAUAGGUGUAGAACAUCGUAAAACAUUUAGUACUCUUCGUUCUCUUACCAAAAACAAAUCGAUUAUUGUAACUCGACCUGACAAGGGUCGUGGCGUGGUCAUCAUGGAUCGUGAAGAUUAUGUAAAGAAAAUGAAUAAGAUACUCGAUGAUAGAUCUGCUUUCACCUUAAUCAAUUACGAUCCAACAUUAGAUAAUGAAAAUGAGCUGAUUCGGUUUCUGCUUGUCUUAAAAAAAGAAGGUUUUAUAAGUGAUCAAGAAUUCAAGUUGUCAUGUCCGACUGGAUCGAGACCUGCUCGAAUAUAUGGUGUACCUAAAUUGCAUAAAAAAGGUGAAGACUAUCCUCUUCGACCUGUAAUGUCAGCUACGAAGACAGUGGCUUAUGGACUCGGUAAAAUGCUGGCUACUCGAUUGAAUAUACUUCGUACUAACCCGUAUAUCAUCAAAGAUAGAUUUGAUUUUGUUCGAAAAAUUAGAAAAUCAGAACUCGGUGAUAAAAAAAUGGUAUCUUUCGAUGUUACGAGCCUUUUUACUAAGGUUCCACUUACUUAUACUAUCGAUUUGAUACUUGAUAAAAUAUACCCUACCUGUUCCUCAAUAUGUAAAUAUAAACAAAGAAGUCGUCUUUGUGUGAAAUGCAGGAACAGAUCUUAUUUUGAGAAUCUUCUUCGAAUAGCUACAUCAAAAACUCACUUCAUUUUCGAUCAAAAAAUGUACGUUCAACAUAACGGCGUUGCAAUGGGUGCUCCUCUGGCUCCAAUAAUUGCCGCUAUUUUUAUGUCACAUCUAGAGGAGACUUUGAUGGAUCGCUUGAAGGAAAGUGGUGUUUGUGAGUGGUAUCGAUACGUCGACGAUACAUUCGUACUUAUUGAACCUACAACAAAAGCCGAAAAUGUACUCGAAAUUCUAAAUAAUUUUCAUCCAUCUAUCAG